Lonchura striata (white-rumped munia) is the source of this 675-nucleotide messenger RNA. The record is from RefSeq and is a predicted model, not a curated record. NCBI's taxonomy places the organism in Eukaryota, Metazoa, Chordata, Aves, Passeriformes, Estrildidae.
AUGGUUGUGUCGGGGCGGGGCGGCGGGGGCGGGAGCGGCGGCGGAGACGGAGACGGUACGCGCGGUGCCGCGGCCGGGGCCGGGGCCGCGCCGCCCCGACACCUCCCCGGCGUGCGGCCGCGCGGGGCCAGCCCAGCCCGCUGCCGGAGUGCGGGCGGCAGCGGCGGCGCUGAGCCGGCGCUUCCCAGCGCGAUCCAGGUGAAUGUUGUUCAGGCAGCAUCGCCGGGAGCUCUCGGGCGCCUGCCGCUUCUCGGCGUUCCUUUUUCCGGACAGGAUGGUGUGCCAGCAGAGACUCGGCGACACUCGGGAGAAGCUGAUGUCCCGAGGGAGAAGGCUUUAGCUGCUUCGCUGAGGAGCGGGAGCUCCCAUCGGAUGAACUGGAAGUCGGGCAGGAGCCAUAUACCAGGCCCACCACCUCACCCGCUUCAACCGCCAGGCUGGGGCUCCCAGGUGGGCACCAACAGCGACCUGGCAAAUUUCAAAACGUCUCUCUUUGCCUUGAGUUUAGAGACUAAAGUGCAAACUUCGCCGAAUUUUUCCGUUUCUUCUUCCUUGAAAUUAACAUAAUAGUGACCGAGAAUGUGAGAUAUAUGGAAAAUCACUUCUGAAACAAAGCCUUUUAAUUUGCCAGUGCAACUGACUGUUCCCCGCAGCUGUUCAUCUAAUUCAUCAGCA